Molecule: messenger RNA, 600 nt
Organism: Salvelinus sp. IW2-2015
Lineage: Eukaryota; Metazoa; Chordata; Actinopteri; Salmoniformes; Salmonidae
Product: histone demethylase UTY-like
Biological process (GO): regulation of gene expression; heart development
Cellular component (GO): MLL3/4 complex
Molecular function (GO): RNA polymerase II cis-regulatory region sequence-specific DNA binding; protein binding; histone H3K27me2/H3K27me3 demethylase activity
Source: RefSeq, a predicted model, not a curated record
CUGCUGUCUGUGUUCAUGCUGAGUUUCUUCUUGCUGUAUUUGUCCCCAGGCCGUCUGUUCCUACGAUUCUCUCAUCUUGAGGCUGAAGGGAAAGUGGAGCCAGAGUUAUUCUGCCAGCUAGGCCACUUCAACCUCCUCCUGGAGGAGUACGCUAAAGCAUUAUCAGCAUACCAGAGGUACUACAGCUUACAGUCCGACUACUGGAAGAAUGCUGCCUUCCUAUAUGGCCUGGGCAUGGUCUACUUCCAUUACAACGCCUUUCAGUGGGCAAUUAAAGCUUUCCAGGAGGUGCUCUACAUCGACCCCAGUUUCACGAGCCAAGGAGAUCCACCUGCGACUCGGCCUCAUGUUUAAGGUCAACCGACUACGAGUCAAGCCUAAAGCAUUUCCAGCUGGCUUUGAUUGACUCCAACCCUGCACUUUGUCCAAAGCGGAAAGUAAGUAGUGUGAAUAAAGCUAAUUCGGUAAUGCAAGUUUCAUUUUUUAAAUAUGCAUGUUUAAACACAUGUUGAUGUUCAUUUGAGAUUUAACUACAGAAAUGUACUGGACAAAUUGGCCAACUAUGUUGAUUGAGAGUAGGGAUGGCCAUGCGUAAGGGAC